AUGGCGGCUCUUCUGGGCAGAUUCUGCCGGAGAUCGUGUUUUCCGGUCUCUGGUCAUGGAAUUAGGAUGUUUUCGACGGUUGAAAAUGUUUCCGAAAAUGGCAAAUCGAUGAAUUUAUACUCUGCUAUCAAUCAAGCGCUUCACAUCGCUUUAGAAACCGAUCCUCGGUCUUAUGUGUUUGGGGAAGAUGUUGGAUUUGGUGGUGUGUUUCGUUGUACAACCGGUUUAGCUGAACGGUUUGGGAAAUCACGAGUUUUCAACACACCUCUUUGCGAGCAAGGCAUUGUUGGUUUUGGCAUUGGUUUAGCAGCAAUGGGAAAUCGAGUUAUUGCGGAAAUUCAGUUUGCGGAUUAUAUUUUCCCAGCUUUUGAUCAGAUUGUUAAUGAGGCUGCAAAGUUUAGAUACCGAAGUGGAAACCAGUUUAACUGUGGAGGACUUACAAUAAGGGCACCGUAUGGGGCAGUUGGUCACGGUGGACAUUACCACUCGCAGUCUCCUGAAGCUUUCUUCUGUCAUGUCCCUGGUAUCAAAGUUGUUAUCCCUCGAAGUCCGCGGGAAGCUAAGGGACUAUUAUUGUCAUCCAUCCGUGAUCCAAAUCCCAUUGUCUUUUUUGAACCAAAGUGGCUGUAUCGUCAAGCGGUAGAAGAUGUCCCUGAGGAUGACUAUAUGAUACCUUUAUCAGAGGCAGAGGUUAUAAGAGAAGGUAGUGACAUAACCCUUGUUGGAUGGGGAGCACAACUCACUAUCAUGGAACAAGCAUGUCUCGACGCAGAAAACGAAGGAAUAUCAUGUGAAUUGAUAGAUCUCAAGACUCUGAUCCCUUGGGAUAAAAAAAUCGUUGAGUCCUCAGUGAGGAAGACCGGAAGGCUUCUAAUUAGUCAUGAAGCUCCCAUUACAGGAGGCUUUGGAGCUGAGAUCGCUGCAACUAUUAUUGAACGUUGCUUCUUGAGGUUAGAAGCACCUGUAAGCAGAGUAUGUGGUCUAGAUACUCCUUUCCCUCUUGUGUUCGAACCUUUCUACAUGCCAACCAAGAACAAGAUAUUGGAUGCAAUCAAAUCAACUGUGAACUACUAA
Arabis nemorensis is the source of this 1074-nucleotide messenger RNA. NCBI's taxonomy places the organism in Eukaryota, Viridiplantae, Streptophyta, Magnoliopsida, Brassicales, Brassicaceae. The record is from the annotation of a GenBank genome assembly.